AUGAAGAUUAAUACAUUACUUUUAUUGGCAGCAGCCAUAAGUUCAUCUACAACUUAUGCUGCUGAAACUUCAAGUUCUUACCCAAGUUAUGCUAAUAACUUUCAAUCAAGAUAUAAUGCUUUGAUAAGUAGUUAUCAACAAAAUUAUGCCAGUGCCUUAGCAUCGGAUAGUCCAUCACCAACUCCAUCACCAUCACCAUCACCAUCACCAUCUCAAUCACCAUCUCAAUCACCGUCUUCAUCAGCUCCAAUUUCAGUAGCUCCUUCAGAAACAUCAGGGUCUCCUUCACUUGUUUCUGCUUCUGCUUUUGGAGGACCUGUACCUUCUGAUCCAUAUUACCCUUAUGGCCCAUCCUAUGGUGAAUAUCCAUCAUAUUCUUGGCCUUAUUGGUCUUAUCCUUAUUGGACUUAUAGUCCACCAACUUAUACCGGACCAACAUAUUCACCUCCAACUUAUUCAGGACCAACAUAUUCAUCUCCAACUCAUACUGAACCAUCUUAUACAGGUCCAACUUUUUCACCUCCAACAUAUACUGGCCCAACAUAUUCUGGUCCAACGUAUAGUGGCCCAACUUAUUCUGGUCCAAAUUAUUCUCCACCAACUUAUAGUGGACCAAGUUAUUCACCACCAUCAGGUUCUCCACCAUCUAAUAGUGGACCAAGUGAUUUCCCAACUCCAACUGGUACAUAUUCUCCAACAAAUAGUGCUUCAUCGGGUUCAACUUCUGUAGUACCAACUCCUCCAACCAGUGGAAUUUCUCCAACAACUUCAAUCCCUGGAAAUUCUCCAACUACUCCAACUACAAAUGGUGCUCCAAGUUCAAAUACCACACCAUCUACUCCAACUACUCCAACUACAAAUGGACCACCAACUUCAAAUACUACUCCAACUACUCCAACUACUCCAACUACAAAUGGACCACCAACUUCAAAUACUACUCCAUCUACUCCAACUACAAAUGGUGCUCCAAGUUCAAAUACUACUCCAUCUACUCCUAAUAAUUCGGUUCAUAUCGCACUUCCUUCAGGAGAUGGUGAAACUGAUACCACUGAUGGAGAAACUACGGCAAAUACACCAGCUGGUAGUUCAGCUCGUGUAGGUACACUUCCAAGUGAUACCAUUGGUACUACUAAUGGAACCCCUACAGAUGCUACCACUGGUACAACCACUGGUACAACCACUGGUACAACCACUGGUACAACUACCCCAACAGUUAAUCCAACUACAAGUGCUACUGGUACUGGUACUGAAAAUGAAACUGAAACAAAUCCUACAAACUCUAGUCCAACUACUGGCUCAAAUACUAGUACUAGUUCUAUUUCAUUAGUUAAUCCAACUACAACAUCUCUUGGAUCUGGAACAACUACUUCAACUGGUACCACAAGUCCAAGUACAACAGCAAUUGAUUCAGGAACUACAGGAACUACAGAUACUCCAGAUGAUGAAAAUGAAACUACAAAUGGAACAGAAAAUGGUACAACCAAUCCAACUGAAACUGCUCCAACUACAAGUCCAAGUCAAUCAUCAAUUGUCCAACCAAUUGGAACUAUUGGUACUGAAACUGGAGGAACUCUUCCAACUUCAAUUCCAACUUUAAUUCCAACAUUUACUCCAAAUACAACUCCAACUUUAACUCCUAGUACUGGUGAAUUAGAUACUUCAUCUCCUUCAGAGACUGUAGAAACUCAACCUGAUACUAAUACUAAUACUGGAUCUGGUACCGUUUCACUUCCUGGUACUGUUUCAGCUUCUGAUACAGUCUUACCAACUGGAUCUGGAACAGGAACAGUUACACCAUCAGUUGGUACUGGUACUGGUUCUGGUACCGCAGUUAAUUCACCAACUGGUGUUACUACUAAUACUCCAAGUAUUGCAACUGCUGGUACUGGUACUGGUACUGAAACUGGUACUGGUACUGGUACUGGAAGUACUAGUGAUUCUGAAACUAUUGGUGCUCCAGUAGGUACAUCAGGUACUGGUACUGUUGGUACUGGUACUAUUGGUACUGGAAGUAAUUCACCUACACAAGGUACUCCAACUAUUUCACCAAGUACAGGUACUGGUGUUGAUUCUGAAACAGGAGUUGCCGAUGAUGAAGGAACUGGAACUCCAACUGGAACUGGAACUGGAACCGGAACCGGAACUGGAACUCCAACUGGAACUGGAACUGGAACUGAAAAUACAUCAGGAAGUGGAACUCCAACUGAAAACACAACUGGAUCUGGAACUGGAACUGCACCAGCAACUGGAACUGGAACAAGUCCAAGUUUAGUUAAUCCAACUACUCUGCAACUUAGUUCUGGAUCAGAUGAAACUUCGAGUCCUACUGAUAAUAAUGAUGAUACUGAUACAGGUUCAGCCACUGGUCCUUCUCCAACUGAUACUACUACUCCAAGUACUACUGUUUUACCAUCUGAUGGUUCAAGUGGUACUGAUAGUGGAAGUUCUCCAAAUACUGAUACUGGAUCUGAUACUGGAUCUAAUACUGGAUCUAGUCCAACCACAAGUCCUGGCUCGGAUACUGGAUCUGGUCCAACCACCAGUCCUGGUACUGGUACUGGUUCAGGAACUGAUUCUGGUGCAACCACUGCACCUGAUUCAGGUAAUACUCAAAGUCCAACUACCGGUACUGAUAAUCAAGAAACAGGACUGCCAACUGAUUCUACUGGAACUGGAGGUUCUACAAGUCCUGAUACACCAGCAACUGGUGGAGGUAGUAGUGGAGGAGCUUCUGGUAUUCCAACUACAGGAGGUGCUUCAGAUACCAAUUCCUUAGCAACUCCAAGUAUCAGUAGUUUAGAUAGUGGAUCUGCAACAGGAUCACCAACUGGACCUGAAGCUUCAGGAACUGAUUCAGGUAGUAUUACUGGUACUGGUCCAAUUGCUACUAAUUCACCAUCUGCUAGUAAUUUAGACUCAGCUGCUGCAUCUGAACCACCAACUACAGGACCAAUUUCUCAAGGUACUGAUACACCAACCAAUGAAUCAAAUACUGCUACUACAGCACCUGAUUCAGCUGCUACUGGUAGUAAUGAUAAUGCUGCUACAUCACCAAAUACUUCGGUUAUUACUUCCCAAUCUUUACCAUCAAAUGUAACUCCAUUUACUUUACAAAGUGCAUCUGAUGCUGAAAUUUCAAAUGCUAGUAAUACCGCUGCUACUAAUUCAGAUGAUGUAGCAUCAGCUGCAUCAGCUGCAUCAGCACCUACUGGAACUGAUACAUCAGCUCCAGUUACCGAUUCAGGUCAUACUGGUACAGAUGAUACUCAUUCAGCUGCUACUCCAGUACCUGUUUCUCCAAGUACUGCUUCAUUAACUACUGGACCAAAUUCUUCAGGCACUGGUGCUGGAACUGCCACUACAGCUAAUGUAUCUAAUUGGCUUCCAACUCAAUUACUUAUUGAAACUGGAACUACCCAAGAUGCAUCAUUAGAAUCUGGUGCAACAACGGCAACUGCUAAUCAAGCCACUUCUGGAUUACCAAGAGCCAUUACACCUGCAACCACAGCUAAUCCUGGUAGUGAUUAUCAAUUAGUUUAUAUUGGAUUUAAAUCGGAAUUAAAUUAUCCAUUUGUAGUUCAACAUUCCGUAUCUUCAGCACAAAUUUUCCAAUAUUUACCAGGAGUUUUAACAUUCCCAUUUAAUGAUAUUAAUUCUUAUAAAGAUGUAUCAGUUAAAAGAUUAAUUCCAUUUACUGCUAGUGGAAUUUCUUAUACUAUUACAGUUGCAGAAGUUUAUUUCCCAAGUAGUUCAGUAAGUGCUUUAGCACAAUUUAUACAAACUCCUGGUUCAUUAAUCUAUAGAAAUCCUGAUUCAACAGAACAAACAUUAAGUAAUUUAGUUGAUAGUAGAAUUCCAUUAACAGGUUUAAAUGUUGAUAUUGGAGCUUCAAGUACAGCAUCUUCAUCAUCAAAUUCUAAUGCUAAUUAUGGAUCAAUUGAUUCAACUGAUAUUACUUCAUCAUCAAAUAAAGGUAAUAUUGCGGGAAUUACAAUUGGUGCAGCAGCAGGAUGUACAAUUUAUCUUGGAUUAAUGGCUGUAUUAUUUAGAAGAUAUAAGAAUGGUAAAUCCGUUCAAUUACCACCAUCUGAUAGUGAAUCUAAUUUAGGAUUACCAUCAGAUGGAUCUAUUUUAGAAAGAUCUUCAGGAUUUUCUGCUAUAUUUAAUAGAAUUAAUGGUAAUGUUAGUAAUUCACCUGGUGGAUCAUUAAGUGGUAGAAUCUCUGAUCCUGUUCAACAAUCUAAUUCACUAGGAUGGUCACAUUGA
Scheffersomyces amazonensis is the source of this 4266-nucleotide messenger RNA. It is a transcript of the gene MSB2, whose product is annotated as Msb2p. The transcript has a single exon. Bases 1 to 4266 code for a protein of 1421 amino acids. Gene Ontology annotation, cellular component: site of polarized growth; cell surface; extracellular region. The record is from RefSeq and is a predicted model, not a curated record. NCBI's taxonomy places the organism in Eukaryota, Fungi, Ascomycota, Pichiomycetes, Serinales, Debaryomycetaceae. Gene Ontology annotation, molecular function: osmosensor activity. Gene Ontology annotation, biological process: cellular bud site selection; osmosensory signaling pathway via Sho1 osmosensor; hyperosmotic response.